AUGUCGAUGCCAGGCGCCUUCUCUCCCGAUCUGUCACCCUACGAACCAGACUCCAAGAAGGACAAUGUUUCCGCUGCCGCCGCCGCCAACCCGCCACCUCUCCGUCUAAACCAACCCUCCGACGCCUUCUCCCUCCACACAAACGAUCCCUACUACGACGACAUCGCCACAGCCUCGUCUUCCAACGCCGGCGACCUGCCUCCGUCCUACACUGACGAGCCCUCGUCGCUCGACCCCAAGCACAACAUAACUACCACCGUGACCCCGCUCCUGGCAGACGAGUCCGGCCACUCCCCGCUUCUCUUCCGCAGGGACCCCGAAACCGGUGCCGAAAUCCACUGCUCACGCCGCCUCGACACCGACCCGGCCUUUCUCGAGUCCCACAUCACAUCUCUCGCCCAGUCGCCACCGAGACCCUACCUGCGCGUCCGCGGCACCCACACCGAGAGCAUCCGCAAGCGCGACGACAAGACGGAGAGCAAGACCGUCGUCGACUUUGACGUCCGCGUCGAGCUCACCCCCUACCUCUACCGCGAUAUCGCCACCCGCCGCUCCUGGCGUGAGCUUCGCACCGCAGACAACUUUUCAAAGGUCCGCCGCGGAACCGUCUUCCCCACACGUGCCCCAGGCUUCGGCGGCAGGUCUUCGGGUGCUCGAGGCGGCGCCGCCGGCGAGGAGGUGAGCAAGGAGCCGCCCACGCUGCGGGAGUGGUGCCACCGCUACUGCGCCUCGCACGCGGGCCUCAAGACCUUUUCACUCCUGCGCACCGUGCCGGGGUUCGACGACGACGAGCGCCUCAAGGCCCGUCUCGAGGACCUCGUUCGCGCCACAAACUACCGCGGCCGCAUCGACGUCUCCUUCCCCGUCCACGACAGCACGGUCGAGAUUUACAACACGUGCCGCGUGAACCGCUGGCGCCAGACCAUCUGGAUCCGCUGGCUGUUUUACCUGACCUUCCUCUGGAUCUUUGCGUGGCCCUACCUCUUCUUCCGCACCAAGCGCUUCGAGGUCGUCGAGGCCGAGUGGGCGUUUUCCAGACGCCGCAGAGAUCCCCAGACGGGUGCGGCGCGCGGAAGGGAGUACGUCAGCCUGUCCGAGGUGGACCUGUACAACAUGUGGGCGCGGGCCAUCUCCAAGGCCGUGCUGGAGAGGAGGCAGGGCGAGCUGGACCAGCGCGACCUGCGAGAUGCCGAGGGGAGACAGGACACGAGCUUCGAAGACGUCCUCGCGGGGAUCGAUCAGGAGACGACGAGAGGGCUCGUGAGGGCUGGUGUUAACCUCACGGGCACCCACCCAGAACCGGCAUCCACAACCCUCGCGGGCACAACGCACAUCCUCCCCAUCAAGACGAGCUACUACACCGCCGACGUGCCCAUCUGGCUGGACCUCGUCGACUCCCCGGCCGAGUGGUCCGCCUCCUUUCUCUCGCCCGAGGCCAAGGAGGUCCUCACCGUGCUGGGCGGGCUGGCUGUUGUUUUUGCGCUGCCUUCUUCUCCUUCAUCAUCGUCUUCGACAUCAGCCCCGUUACCGGCAGAUGGUACCACCCCUGCGCCAGCAUCAGUAACAGCACCGGCAACGACCCCCCAGCCCUCGCCAGAGGACACCCGCGCGUUCAUCACCGAGGUCGGGAGGGUCGUUCGCGAAGGGCUCGGCGGGUGGGGAUGGGACGGCGUCGGGUUGGGCAUCGGCGUCGGGGAUGAGACGGCGGACGAGUGGGAGGAUCUCUGCGCUGAGUGGGGACUCGAGUUUGUGCAGGUUCGUGGGGGUAAGAAGGAUGAUGGCCGGAACGAGUUUGGAGAGAAAAUGGGCAUAGCAAGAGUCCUCGAAGCCCUCGAAUCCAACGACUGGGACGCCGCAGACGACAUGGACAGCCCAUCAGACCUCGAUUCGGACCUCGACACCGCCGCCGGUGAUUUACCCAGGAAACCCAGACCUCUAGCAGGCGGCACCGGCAACGACGACGACGGCGACGACAACGACGAUUUCGACCUCGACGACCCAGAGAACCUGGAUUUCGGCUUCGACAGAGCGGAUUUCGAAGGGCUGAAGAAGGCGAUUUGGAAUCUCGAGCAGGGGCUGGAGGAUGAGGAUGAAGUAGUAGAAGGGGGAGCGGCGGACACGGCAAAAGCAGCGAGUGGAAGCGCGGGAGGCGCUGCUACCACCGAGAAACCGGACUCGGCGAAGACGACGCAAGAGAAGAAGGCCGAGGACGCUGAAAAAGAGGACCUGGACGCCGAGGACGUGGAAAAGAUUGAGCAGAUGAUGCGCAAGUUGCAGGCUGUCCGGGACCUCAGCGCGGGGCUGCCCGAGGACCAGAGGCGGAGGAUGGCGAAGAAGGCUGUUGGGGAGGUGAUGAAGGAGCUUUGA
This is a messenger RNA of Colletotrichum tamarilloi, 2367 nucleotides long. RefSeq lists its product as uncharacterized. Bases 1 to 2367 code for a protein of 788 amino acids. The transcript has 3 exons. The record is from RefSeq and is a predicted model, not a curated record. NCBI's taxonomy places the organism in Eukaryota, Fungi, Ascomycota, Sordariomycetes, Glomerellales, Glomerellaceae.